CAUGGGACAUUCAUCCAAAACCCUAAAUUCAUUUUUCGUUUCAAUUUUUUCAGCUCUCUCUGUUGAGAAAGCGAUCAGUGUAUCGAUUAGAUCACAUCGAUUCUUCCUUCCACUGCUUCAAUUACCGAUGGCGUCUCGGGGUAAUAAGCGGCCUUCUAUUACCGAUGGCGAUGAGAAUUUAGGCGUUCUAUCUAGGGUUUCUCGUUCCGUCUCUGAUUCCCAAAUCGUCCGGCGGGCGAAGAGCACAGCUUCCGACGCUGCCUUCGUUACCCAAAAACUCCUCCGUAGUACUGGUAAAGCUGCGUGGAUUGCAGGGACGACUUUUCUCAUUUUGGUGGUGCCGCUCAUCAUUGAGAUGGAUCGCGAGCAGCAGUUCAAUGAGCUCGAGAUGCAGCAGGCGAGUCUACUUGGUACUCCGGCCACUGCUGCUCCUAAAUGAUUUACUUGAUGGCUUCAGGUUAAGGCUACUCGAUGAUGUUGUUGCUGUUUAGGGUUUUUUAUGGGUUUUGGAUGUAAUUUGAUUGUGGAAUGUGGAUGGCGUACAAUGCCGUUCCUCUUUUCCUUUGAUUGGGUUUAGAGACUGAGGUUUUAGAGAGUUAGAGUUGUGUUGCAAAAUUAUAUGAAUGGAAUUCAGAAUCAAUUGAAUUUUCUUCUCAUAAAACUCUUGAUAGCUGUUGUAAACUUAUUUUAUGUUUGUUUCCUGUGAGAAAUUGCUUGAUGCUCAGAAAUCAGCAGAAAAUGAGCAUAAUUUUUUUCAUGCUCUAC
This is a messenger RNA of Cucurbita moschata (crookneck pumpkin), 765 nucleotides long. Its product is annotated as mitochondrial import receptor subunit TOM9-2-like. NCBI's taxonomy places the organism in Eukaryota, Viridiplantae, Streptophyta, Magnoliopsida, Cucurbitales, Cucurbitaceae. Gene Ontology annotation, biological process: intracellular protein transport. Gene Ontology annotation, cellular component: mitochondrial outer membrane. The coding region runs from base 2 to 439 and encodes 145 amino acids. The transcript has 2 exons. The record is from RefSeq and is a predicted model, not a curated record.